GAACAGGAAGUGGUGCCGGAGGCGGGGCCUGAUGUGCGCCGCCGAGGCUGCGUGAGUUGAGGGGCUCAGGACAGAAGACUAAGCACAUGGACUGGAAAGUGGAAGGGAGUGCUAAGAAAACAGACUCACGCGUGCUGCAGGAGCAAGAAGUCAUCCUAGAGGAUACAGGCGAAGAGAGCAUCUCCGAAAGCUUCCAGCUUCUACAGAUCGAUGUGGAAUGCGAGCAUCGGGAGGGAGAGACGCUGCCCACAGGUGGUGCAGUGUGGAGCUCAAAAAAUGUCCAAAGAAAACAGAGACACUGGGAAAAGAUAGUUGCGGCAAAGAAGAGCAAAAGAAAGCAAGAAAAAGAAAGAAGAAAGGCCAAUCGUGUAGAAAAUUCAGGCAUCUGCCCCCAGCACAGCAAACGUUUUCUGAGAUCCUUAACCAAGGAGAGACUUUUGGAAGCCAAACACUCAGGACCAAGACUCUGUAUUGAUCUGAGUAUGACCCACCACAUGUCUAAGAAGGAAUUAAGUAGACUGGCUGGACAGAUCCGAAGGUUGUAUGGUUCAAAUAAAAAAGCCGACAGGCCGUUUUGGAUCUCCCUCACUGGAUUCACAACAGACAGUCCCUUGUAUGAGGAGUGCUUGAGGAUGAAUGAUGGAUUUUCUAGUUAUUUGCUAGACAUAACAGAGGAAGACUGCUUUAGUUUAUUUCCUCUGGAAACCCUUGUGUACCUGACUCCUGACUCAGAACACGCUCUUGAAGAUAUUGAUCUAAACAAAGUUUACAUCCUUGGUGGACUUGUGGACGAAAGCAUUCAGAAGAAGGUGACCUUUCAGAAAGCCCGAGAACAUUCUGUCAAGACAGCCCGCUUGCCAAUCCAGGAAUACAUGGUCAGAUGCCAGAAUGGGAAAAACUAUCAUUCAGAGAUAUUGGCCAUCAAUCAAGAGGCAUUUUUCAUUUUCUUCUCAGAUUCCAGCUAUGUUAAAGAUCGUGGAAAUUUUUCCCUUGGCCUAAAGUGCCCUGUAUUCAACCCAUCAUUGAACGUAUUUGAUAUCCUGGCCACAUACUUUGAGACUCAAAACUGGCCUGAAUCAUUGAAGAAAGGGGUUUCUUCCAGAAAAGGCUACAUUCUUCAGAACUCAGUGGAUGAUGGACAGCCUAAGGAGCUGCAGAAGGCAAAGGUGCUGGAGGUGCCUUGACUGAAAAGCAGAGAAGAGGCUGGCGAAAGCACACACUUGCCUUUACUUGACAUCUUGGAUCUUCACUAGAAUAUAAGUUACUAAUAACAGGGACCACAUUUUAUGCUCUUUUCUAUCUCCAAUAGUGCCUAGCUCACAGGAAGAGCCCAGAUAUAUGUUGACUAAGUAAAAAGUUUACAUAACAAGGAAUUAGCCCUCAACUACAUGGCUUUGGAUGUAUUAAUUCAUCUUUUAUAUACCUAUUUGUGAAAUACCUACUCUUUAGAGAUAGCUAAAAUAAUUAAUUGUUGUUGUAUCAAAAAUUUAAUUUUCACUCAGCUGGCAUCAUAAAGUUGUAGCACUUUC
Ailuropoda melanoleuca (giant panda) is the source of this 1529-nucleotide messenger RNA. RefSeq names its product tRNA methyltransferase 10B (gene TRMT10B). The coding region runs from base 87 to 1184 and encodes 365 amino acids. Gene Ontology annotation, biological process: tRNA N1-guanine methylation. NCBI's taxonomy places the organism in Eukaryota, Metazoa, Chordata, Mammalia, Carnivora, Ursidae. Gene Ontology annotation, molecular function: tRNA binding. Gene Ontology annotation, cellular component: nucleoplasm; nucleus. The record is from RefSeq and is a predicted model, not a curated record. The transcript is spliced from 10 exons.